This is a messenger RNA of Aspergillus terreus NIH2624, 384 nucleotides long. RefSeq lists its product as uncharacterized. The transcript is spliced from 5 exons. The coding region runs from base 1 to 384 and encodes 127 amino acids. The record is from RefSeq and is a predicted model, not a curated record. Lineage: Eukaryota; Fungi; Ascomycota; Eurotiomycetes; Eurotiales; Aspergillaceae.
AUGGUCGAAUCCUGCGGCGUACCAGUUACUUUUGGCGGCAUAAGCUUCAUCGGCGCCGUACUAGACACGAACAAAUUCCAUCCCAAGAUCACCGAGUUUUCCUACCGUUUAAGGACGCCGCCCGGAUCGCGUGUCGCUUCCCGGGCGAAUAGUGUGAUCGGAAUUGAAGAGCUCCAUAGAGACAAGGCUCCACAAUCGGAUUCUACCGCGAGUCAGGUCCGCGUCAAGGUGAGACCUGCCAAGACAUGUCAACGAGCCUCGGCCGAGUCUUACCGAAAGAGUAAGGAAGAGAAUAGGCGCACCUUCUCUCUAAAGACCAUCGUGCUCUUAGAAGAUAUCUUCCCAAACAGCUCCGCAGACCAUGCACAACAGGACAUACAGUAA